Patiria miniata (bat star) is the source of this 2167-nucleotide messenger RNA. RefSeq names its product N-alpha-acetyltransferase 80-like. NCBI's taxonomy places the organism in Eukaryota, Metazoa, Echinodermata, Asteroidea, Valvatida, Asterinidae. The coding region runs from base 1265 to 1873 and encodes 202 amino acids. Gene Ontology annotation, molecular function: N-acetyltransferase activity; acetyl-CoA binding. The transcript is spliced from 2 exons. Gene Ontology annotation, biological process: protein acetylation. Gene Ontology annotation, cellular component: cytoplasm. The record is from RefSeq and is a predicted model, not a curated record.
UUCCUUUCGAAAAACGAAGUGAUAUAUAAGCCACCUGCGCUGCCUGCUCUUGCAAGAAUGGACGGCGUGCAUAGAAACAAACCUAACAUUUUGCUUUGAAACGUACAAAAAUUCCUUCGGUUUAGACUCCAACACAAUUGUCAGUGGCGUUGAGAAGUUGGCUCUUUUUUUUAACAGGCAGUUUAAAUGAGCAGACACAAGACUGACCCCGAGUCAAGACACUUCAUCCAUCAGCGAUACCAAGACACGGCGGUGGUGGUCUUCAAGGAGCAACACAGGGCGCUGCGCCAGGCCCUCUCCCCCUCCUCACCGACACCCAAGGCUGCCUGGCAGGGCGACGCCCUGGCUGACGACGGGGGCGCUUCUUCGUCGUCGACGACCUUCAGCUACAGCCGCUAUGGUAACCAGGCUGUCAUCGUGCAUCAGGACGGGACCUUGGUCGCCAAGCGAGACAUGGGUGCUGUGCAGUCUGCCGUAUGCGUCGUCAUGUGAGGGCGCCCUUGCACAGGAUGAGGCAAUUAUGCAAGGACGCUUUUGACCCUGAGACGUCAUGCGUUCUGGAUGUUUAGCUUGCUUUUAGUUUAUUUGCAUCACAGUGCGCAUUCCUGCCUGUUUUCUGUUCUCAAAGAUCAGACUUUUGCGGCAAGCCAUUUUUGUUGGUGCCAGUUUGUACAAUGUUGUUAAACGUUCGACCGCUAACAGCUGUCAUCACUGUUGAUGUCCUAGAGGUGCGUAUUAUAUUGUGCUGCAUGAAUUUGUAACUUUACAUAUAUGUACGUACAUGUACAUGUAUGUAGUUUCAGAGUAAAAUCUUGAGUGUUUUAGGUUUUUAGUUCCUGGGUUGUUUGCCAUUCGGUCACAGUGUGUUUUUAUAAAGGUAAAGAUCUCAUUAUUAAAAAAAAAAUUUAUUGAAGCUUCCCUUGGUUGCUGUUAUAGUCUUUAUGUGAUAUUGCAUUGUGUAUUGCAAAGAAACGUGCAAAAGAAAAGCCCAAAUUGAAGUUUUCACAAUUCAUGUUUGUUGGGAUGUAUUUAGCUAAGCUCCUAUGUCUAAAGGUAUUCAUAUGAAAUUAUUACAGGUUUGUUUGUACUUAGAUUGGACAGUGUAAUAUGUUUUUUUUUACGAAUUUGAGAUGUUAAUUUGUAUAUGUGCAAUAAUCUUUUAAGAAGACUUUGUUUCAUACAUGACAUGCAUGUACUUGUUGUUUGUGAUCAUGUUCUUUAUUAACACAUCUGAACAAUUUUUGAAAAUUGUGUUGUAUUGACAAUGGCAGUUACAUAUACCCUGAUACCCUUGCACUUGAGACAAGACUUUAUACCGGCUUGCAUCAAGGUCUUGAAACAUGAAUGGCCGCAGUGCAAGGCAGAAUUACUGCCCAGACUAGAGAACGCAAAAUGCACCGGUUUGUCAUGCUCACUCGGUCUGAUCGAACAUAGGGACCAUGCCCUCCCUAAGGACACUGUAAUUGGUCAUGUCCGAUUCGUCCCAGUCACAAACCGACCCAAAGCUGUGUUUAUCGAGGGCCAGUGCAUUGACGGUGCAAAGAGAGGCCGAGGCCUCGGAAAGAUCAUUCGGGACCGAACAGAGGAGUUCCUAGGGAAGUUAGGCUACCACGAAGUUCACUUGCACACAGAUGCAAGUCAUAAAGGAUUCUACCUCAGGCAGGGAUACAGGGUCCAUAAAUUUCUGGUGCACACGGGAGGCGCAAACCUGCUGAGGACUUUUGGUGAUGUUGCCAGUUGGCAUGGCAACACCGCAUCCCGUGGUUGGGAGGAAGAGUAUGAGGGUCCCAUAGCAACAGAGGAGGAGGUUACCGAUGGGGUCUUGGGGUUCUUCUUUGUGAAAUCUCUCGUUGAGGUCUCCACCCAAGAUUAAGCAAUAGAACAAGAAAGAAACUGCAUUAGGCAAGUUUCGAACUUUUGAAUACAUAUUUUUCAUGUCGCAAUUCCCCUUUUUUAUGGGCCUUGUUCGUGAGAUGGCCACUUUAUACAUUGUGUUUCCCAAGUCUGUUUAAUUAAUUGUCGAUAUUUUAUUGAGAAGGUGCCAGCCCUUUAAUUGCAGUGCUUGACUUAACUUUAAAACCUUUUUACAUUCCGAUUAAAAAGAUGAGAGUACUGUUUUGUCGAUAUUAAAAACUAUGCAUUGAGCAGUCUCAGUCAGGCUAAUCUA